GGGCUGGGGAGAGGAAGAGCCCCCACUGCUUCCAGAGGAUACUUAGGAUGAAGACGGCUCUGCUCCUCCUCCUUGCCUUGGCUGGGGCCACUAGCCCAGCCUGGGCACUCCAAUGCCACGUGUGCAGCAGCAGCACUAACUGUAAGCAACCUCAGACCUGCCCAGCCAGCUCCAAGUAUUGCAAAACUGUCGCCACAGUGGACACUCUGACUGGGAACCUGGUGAAGAAAGACUGUGCAGACUCAUGCACUUCCAACCACAGCCAGCAGGGCCAGAUCAGCAGCGGUUCCUGGGUCACACAAUGCUGCCAGGGUGACCUGUGCAACGAGAAGCUGUACAGCGCUGCGCCUGCACGUGCCCUGUUCAGCAGUGCCACCCUGGGCCUGGCAAUGAGCCUGGGCCUCCUCGCUCUUGCCGUUCUUGGCCUGUAACACGCUGCUUGGCAUUUUCCUCGCCCCGUCCCAGGGACCCCACGGCUUCCUCCUUGGCCAUGAUGGAGGCACCAGAUGCUAAGACUGGGGGGCUGGGUCAUGGAGGGCACCAAGAGCUGAUGACAUACCACAGUGCCUGCCCCAGAACAGGAAGGUUUGGCCUGCUCCCCUCUGAUUUUGUACUCGCUCCAUUUAUUUUUCUACCUGAACCUCUA
This is a messenger RNA of Peromyscus eremicus (cactus mouse), 646 nucleotides long. It is a transcript of the gene Ly6d, whose product is annotated as lymphocyte antigen 6 family member D. Lineage: Eukaryota; Metazoa; Chordata; Mammalia; Rodentia; Cricetidae. The record is from RefSeq and is a predicted model, not a curated record. The coding region runs from base 48 to 431 and encodes 127 amino acids. Gene Ontology annotation, biological process: lymphocyte differentiation. The transcript has 3 exons. Gene Ontology annotation, cellular component: cell surface.